Molecule: messenger RNA, 3292 nt
Organism: Odocoileus virginianus texanus
Lineage: Eukaryota; Metazoa; Chordata; Mammalia; Artiodactyla; Cervidae
Source: RefSeq, a predicted model, not a curated record
CCCCGUCUCUCUCCAUCAGGAGUUCUGACUCUGAAGAAGCAUUUGAGACUCCGGAGUCCACGACCCCCGUCAAAGCUCCACCAGCCCCACCCCCGCCACCCCCCGAAGUCAUUGCAGAACCUGAGGUCAGCGUGCAGCCUCCCCCGGAAGAACCAGGAUGCGGCUCUGAGCCCGUCUCCGUCCCGGAUGGCCCCCGCGGCAGCUCCGUGGAAGGCAGUCCUUUCCAUCCCCCGUCACACUCCUUCUCCGCCGUCUUCGAUGAAGACAAGCCGAUAGCCAGCAGCGGGACUUACAACUUGGACUUUGACAACAUCGAGCUGGUGGAUAACCUUCAGAGCUUGGAGCCUCGCCCCUCAGACCCUAAGAAUCAGGACUGCAAGGUGAACUCACGGAGGAAGUCCACGGACUCCGUCCCCACCUCUAAGUCGACGUUGUCCCGCUCGCUCAGCCUGCAAGCCAGUGACUUUGAUGGUGCUUCUUGCUCAGGCAACCCCGAGGCCACGGCCCCGGUCGUGGAUGCAUACAGCGCGGGUUCGAGCAGUGCUGCCAGUACCCUUAAGCGAACUAAGAAACCGAGGCCGCCUUCCUUAAAAAAGAAACAGACCACUAAGAAGCCCCCCGAAACCCCCCCAGUGAAAGAGACACAACACGAGCCCGCCGGAGAGAGCCCCGACCCCAGCGAAGAGAAUCAAAUAGCCGACACGAAAACAGAGCCGGCCAGGGCGGAAGGUUCUAGAUCAGCCUUAUCGGAGGAGGCACCCCUAGAACCUGCUGCUGCCCCCAAGGCGGCCUGCCCUCUGGACUCCGAGGGUGCAGAAGGGGCUGUCCCCCCAACUUCUGGGGGUGGCAGAGUGCAGAACUCACCUCCCAUUGGAAGGAGAACCCUGCCUCUGGCCACGGCCCCGGAGGCAGUGGAGGUGACCCCAUCAGAUAGUGGGGGGCAAGAGGACUCCCCAGCCAAAGGCCUCUCAGUGAGGCUGGAGUUUGACUAUUCUGAGGACAAGGGUAGUUGGGACACCCAGCAGGAAACCCCGCCUCCCACCAAAAAGAUAGGCAAAAAGCCGGUUGCCAAAAUGCCCCUAAGGAGGCCAAAGAUGAAAAAAACACCCGAAAAACUCGACAACACCCCUGCCUCGCCUACCAGGUCCCCCGCUGAACCCAAUGACAUCCCUAUUGCGAAAGGUACCUACACCUUUGAUAUUGACAAGUGGGAUGACCCCAAUUUUAACCCUUUUUCUUCCACCUCAAAAAUGCAGGAGUCUCCCAAACUGCCCCAACAAUCCUACAACUUUGACCCGGACGCCUGUGAUGAGUCCACUGAUCCCUUUAAGACGUGCUCUAAGGCCCCCAGCUCACCUUCUAAAUCCCCAGCCUCCUUUGAGAUCCCAGCCAGUGCCAUCGAAGCCAAUGGAGUGGACGGGGAUGGGCUGAACAAGCCCGCCAAGAAGAAGAAGACGCCCCUCAAGACUGACACGUUUAGGGUGAAAAAGUCGCCAAAACGGUCUCCUCUCUCUGAUCCACCUUCUCAGGACCCCACCCCCGCGGCCACACCGGAAACGCCGCCCGUGAUCUCGGCAGUGGUCCACGCAACCGACGAGGAGAAGCUGGCGGUCACCAGUCAGAAGUGGACGUGCAUGACGGUGGAUCUGGAGGCUGACAAACAGGACUACCCCCAGCCCUCGGACCUGUCCACCUUCGUGAACGAGACCAAAUUCAAUUCACCCACGGAGGAGUUGGAUUACAGAAACUCCUAUGAAAUCGAAUAUAUGGAGAAAAUCGGUUCCUCCUUACCUCAGGACAACGAUGCCCCGAAGAAGCAGGCCUUGUACCUUAUGUUCGACACGUCUCAGGAGAGCCCGGUCAAGUCUCCCCCUGUCCGGAUGUCCGAGUCUCCAACGCCGUGUUCAGGCUCAAGUUUCGAGGAGACCGAAGCCCUUGUGAAUACAGGGGCAAAGAUCCAACAUCCCGUUGCACGAGGGCUGGCCCCCAACCAGGAGCCACACUUGCAGGUGCCAGAGAAGUCCUCCCAGAAGGAGCUGGAGGCCAUGGCCUUGGGCACUGCAUCGGAGGUGAUGGAAAUUAGAGAAGCUGCUCACCCACCGGAUGUCUCCAUCUCCAAAACAGCCUUGUAUUCCCGCAUCGGGACGGCCGAGGUGGAGAAGCCCGCAGGCCUUCUGUUCCAGCAGCCCGACCUGGACUCUGCGCUCCAGAUCGCCAGGGCAGAGAUCAUAACCAAGGAGAGAGAGGUCUCAGAGUGGAAAGAUAAAUAUGAAGAAAGCAGGCGGGAAGUGGUGGAAAUGAGGAAAAUCGUGGCCGAGUAUGAGAAGACCAUUGCCCAGAUGAUAGAGGAUGAACAGAGGGAGAAGUCGGUCUCCCACCAGACCGUCCAGCAGCUGGUCCUGGAGAAGGAGCAAGCCCUGGCCGACCUGAACUCCGUGGAGAAAUCUCUGGCUGAUCUCUUCAGGAGAUAUGAGAAGAUGAAGGAGGUCCUGGAGGGCUUCCGCAAGAAUGAAGAGGUGCUGAAGAAGUGUGCACAAGAGUACCUGUCUCGAGUAAAGAAGGAAGAACAGAGGUACCAGGCGCUGAAGGUCCAUGCGGAGGAGAAGCUAGACAGGGCCAAUGCCGAGAUCGCCCAAGUCCGGGGCAAGGCCCAGCAGGAGCAGGCUGCCUACCAGGCCAGCCUACGGAAGGAGCAGCUGCGAGUGGACGCUCUGGAGAGAACGCUGGAGCAGAAGAAUAAAGAGAUAGAAGAACUCACCAAGAUUUGUGAUGAACUGAUUGCCAAAAUGGGGAAAAGCUAACUCUGAACCAAAAGUUUGGACUUGACCGUUGCGUGCAAUAUGACCGUCGGCACACUGCUGUCCCUCCGGUUAUGUGGACAGGUUCUGUUUUCACUUUUUCGUAUGCACUACUGUAUUUCCUUUCUAAAUAAAGUUGAUUUGAUUGUAUGCAGUACUAAGGAGACUAUCAGAAUUUCUUGCUAUUGGUUUGCAUUUUCCUAGUAUAAUUCAUAGCAAGUUGACCUCAGAGUUCCUGUAUCAGGGAGAUUGUCUGAUUCUCUAAUAAAAGACAAAUCGCUGACCUUGGCCUUGCCCUUUGUACAUGAGUUUCCAGGGUGAGCGGCUUUUGGAUUUAAUAUGAUCAUGUACAGCUUGCAAAGGGACUCUUGCCUUAAGGAGUGUAAACUUGAUCUGCAUUUGCUGAUUUGUUUAAAAAAAAAAAAAGAAAAAUGCAUGUUUCAAAUAAAAUUCUCUAUUGUAAAUAAAUUUUUUUCUUUGGAUCUUGGCAAUAA